AUAGGCUGGGGAUAUGCGGCUCUACUUUCCACUGCCGAGAUUUCGCAACUAAAGCCAAAAAGAAGACCAAGUCAAGUGGAACUGACUCCGGCGACGAGAAUAUGUCAAAGAAAGACUUGGCUUUGCAUCAGGCCAUUGAUCAAAUAACAUCUUCGUUUGGGAAGGGAGCAAUAAUGUGGCUUGGUCGCACUGAAGGUCAUAGAGAAGUACCUGUGGUGUCUACUGGCUCUUUCUCUUUGGAUAUGGCACUAGGGAUCGGUGGGCUUCCAAAGGGACGCGUUGUAGAGGUUUAUGGACCAGAGGCUUCAGGGAAGACAACACUCGCUCUCCAUGUUAUUGCUGAAGCACAAAAGCAUGCCAGUGGCGGUUACUGUGCAUUUGUAGAUGCAGAGCAUGCUUUGGAUCCAUCUCUGGCAGAGGCAAUUGGUGUUGAUACCAGUAAUUUACUUCUCUCUCAGCCAGACUCUGCUGAGCAGGCACUCAGUCUUGUGGACACACUGAUUCGAAGUGGCUCUGUUGAUGUUGUAGUUGUUGACAGUGUAGCAGCUCUUGUCCCUAAGACUGAGCUUGAUGGAGAGAUGGGUGAUGCACAUGUUGCUCUCCAGGCUAGGCUGAUGAGCCAAGCUCUUCGAAAGCUGAGCCAUUCUCUUUCACUGUCCCAGACAAUAUUGUUAUUUAUUAAUCAGAUCAGGGCUACAGUACAGACGUUUGGAUUUGGAGGACCAAAAGAGGUCACUUCUGGUGGUAAUGCCCUCAAGUUUUAUGCCUCUGUUCGACUGAACAUCAGGCGUGUUGGUUUGGUAAAGAAAGGGGAAGAGACUAUAGGAAGUCAGGUUAGUGUGAAGAUUGUGAAAAACAAGCAUGCCCCACCAUUCAGGACAGCGCAAUUUGAUCUGGAAUUUGGAAAAGGAAUAUGCCGCAGCUCAGAGCUCUUUGAGCUCGGGUUAAAGCACAAGCUCAUUAAAAAGACUGGGGGUGCAUAUUAUUCUUUCAACGAACAGCAAUUCCAAGGUAAAGAUAACCUUAAAUCUUUCCUUACUGCAAACGAGAGUGUCGCGAAAGAGCUUGAGGCAGAGUUAAGGAGGUUGAUUGAAGCGGAACCGCCUAAGAAGCAUGAGGCUGAAGACGAUCUGCUGGACGAUUUUCCUGAAGAGAUUGUUAGACCCGAGACAUCAUCAGAAGAGGACCUGGCAGCUGUAAUCGAAGCUUAGUCUGCUAGGAACUGUACCUGCGGAGCAAUUAUUCACUGAUAUUUUGGAUGUCGGAACAUUCAGUUCUUACUGUGCCGUGAAAUGAGGAAGGAUCCUCCCCGAGGCUAAGUUAUGACGGUGGUUUAGACUUUAGACAUUUGGAGGGGAAAUGAUUCAGUAGCAUGUAAUCGUGUAUAUAUGUUGCAUAUCUUGACGAUUCCUCUUGUCUAA
Messenger RNA from Lolium rigidum, 1421 nucleotides. Its product is annotated as DNA repair protein recA homolog 3, mitochondrial. The transcript has 7 exons. The coding region runs from base 102 to 1211 and encodes 369 amino acids. The record is from RefSeq and is a predicted model, not a curated record. Gene Ontology annotation, molecular function: single-stranded DNA binding; ATP-dependent DNA damage sensor activity; ATP binding. Gene Ontology annotation, biological process: DNA repair. Lineage: Eukaryota; Viridiplantae; Streptophyta; Magnoliopsida; Poales; Poaceae.